Messenger RNA from Didymella exigua CBS 183.55, 1695 nucleotides. RefSeq names its product batten's disease protein Cln3. Bases 124 to 1485 code for a protein of 453 amino acids. The record is from RefSeq and is a predicted model, not a curated record. The transcript has 3 exons. Gene Ontology annotation, cellular component: vacuole; membrane. Gene Ontology annotation, biological process: regulation of intracellular pH. NCBI's taxonomy places the organism in Eukaryota, Fungi, Ascomycota, Dothideomycetes, Pleosporales, Didymellaceae.
CGAACGGCGACGGCCCGCCUUGCCUACCAUCACAUGCUUUCUGUCUCGCUGUGCACGUGCGCCCACGCCCAGCUCCAACCAAAGGCCGUUGUGUGAUGUUGAUGCGCUCUGUGACCUGACUCCAUGCCUCUCCCCAUGCCGGGCUCUCCAGCUGCCUCGUGGGCCGUCUACCACGCGCGACUGAAAGCUGUCUUCGCCGGCGCUGAUCCCAGGGUGUGCGCAGCAUUCUGGCUGUUCGGCCUCAUCAACAACGUCCUCUACGUUAUCAUCCUGUCUGCCGCCCUUGACCUCGUCGGCGCCAAUGUCCCCAAAGGCGUGGUCCUCCUCUGCGACGUGAUACCAUCUUUCCUGACGAAGCUCUGCGCGCCAUACUUCAUACACAAAAUACCCUACAACGUGCGAAUAUGGAUCUUCGUCGCCGUGUCAGCAAGUGGCAUGCUCAUCAUCGCCCUCACCCCGGCGCUGCAGGAUUCGAGAUCGAUUGCAAUCAAGAUGUGUGGUGUGAUGCUCGCAAGCCUGAGCAGUGGAGGUGGUGAGCUCAGCUUCCUGGGGCUGACACACUACUACGGCCAUUUUGCUCUUGCAGCUUGGGGCUCUGGCACAGGCGGUGCAGGUCUGAUUGGAGCGGGAGCUUACGCCCUAGCAACCAACACACUGCACAUCCCCCCUCGCACGAGCUUGCUGUUCUUCUCGUUUCUGCCUCUGAUCAUGCUAGCAAGCUUCUACUUCGUACUUCCCCUGGGUCCGCUGAAAGCUGGAUCAAGCAAAACCCACGACUAUGAGGUUAUAGACAGUGAUGAUCAACAAGACCAAGAGGACAUUUCAGAGAGCGAAAGGGAGCAUGACGGACUGUUGUCCUCAUCAAUGCACUCAGCGUCUGGGCGGAGCUUCCCGUCUGCCAAAGACGACAGCGCUGUCGUCGCGCUUAGGGGUUUCAAGGCUAACUUGCAACGGGCUCGCGGGCUGUUCUUCCCAUACAUGCUGCCUCUCCUCCUUGUCUACAUCGCCGAGUAUACCAUCAACCAGGGCGUAGCACCCACAUUACUAUUCCCACUCGAGAACUCUCCUUUUGACGAGUACCGCUCCUUCUACAGCACCUAUGCCGUUAUCUACCAAGUUGGAGUCUUCAUAUCACGAUCAUCGACACCUUUCAUACGCGUCCACCACCUAUACCUGCCGUCGUUCCUACAGGUCGCCAACCUCACUCUUCUCACUCUGCACGCCAUGUUCGACUUCAUCCCCACCUACUACAUUGUUUGCGUCGUCAUCUUCUGGGAAGGCCUGCUCGGAGGGUUGGUGUAUGUGAGCACGUUUGCAGAGAUCACAGAUAAUGUAAGGAAAGAGAACAGGGAGUUCAGUCUGGGGGCGACAAGCGUGAGCGAUUCGGGUGGUAUCUGUAUCGCAGGGUUCUUAAGUAUGGCCGUUGAGGUUGGAUUGUGCAAGUGGCAGGUUGAUCGUGGACGAAACUAUUGCAAACUCACAUAGUGGAGAGAUGUUUUGAGAAGCAAACCAGUACGAAGGUCUCUGGUGAUCAUAGCCGUCGUGAUCAUGGACGAAGCUAUUGCAGACUCACUUAGUGGAGAGAUGUUUUGAGAAGCAACAUUCUAGCUGAUUUUACCGCAGCACCAGUACAAAGAUCUCUGGUGACCAUUACCGUCGAUGCCAUGCAAUUUCAGCACGAAACAUUCCGAAACC